This is a messenger RNA of Zerene cesonia (dogface butterfly), 821 nucleotides long. Its product is annotated as U-scoloptoxin(19)-Tl1a. The record is from RefSeq and is a predicted model, not a curated record. Bases 93 to 437 code for a protein of 114 amino acids. Lineage: Eukaryota; Metazoa; Arthropoda; Insecta; Lepidoptera; Pieridae. The transcript has 3 exons.
UUAAUAUUAAGCCAAUUAGUGAGGAAAUCUUUGACGGAUUGAAUACAACAGUCAGAUCAUUACUCGUUGCGACCGGCGCGUGCGCAGACGCAAUGAAGACUGCUAUCAUCGUUUGUGCGAUUUUAUACUCUGUGGUCAGCAAUGACGAGGAUUUUCGGAUUAUUGAUUCCAUAAUUCAGGAAGGACCAUGUUCGGCUGUGGGUGGAAUUUGCACUGUUGCAGCCGACUGUCCCAAGGGCCAUUUAUCUGAGAAGUCUGACCUUUGCCCCACACAGCGAAAGCAGGGCGUGGAAUGCUGCUUUGGAUUGUCUCUCAAGGAAACUCGCUGUGAAAAACACGGUGGCACAUGUAAGAAGCAAUCUCAGUACUGCAACCCUCGACUUGUGUUUGACGCGACGGAUUGUGGCUCGGAUGAAAAGUGCUGUAUCCUUAUAUAGUUGUUAAACAGUGACAUUAAUGGUCUUACUAUGAAAAUAUAAAUCUAUAAUAAAAUAAUAAUAAUAAAAAAAUUAUUGUCACCAAAAAGGAUACAUACAUAUAUAAGUUGCUUAAAAAUAAAUGAGUUAUACAAUGUAAAAAUUAUCCGAAAAUAGGUGAAAGCCUCUGCUGCCGCACUAAGCCAAGGCCUGUAAUACAGCAUGCAGCUCCGAAACCUCACAGACCAUUUUAUAAUAUAAUAUCUGUUGAAUGUGUGCCUUAAUAAAUGUCAAUAAAAAAGUGCUUUAAAAAGAGGCGCGAUUUUUAUGCAAAUUCGAAAUUUAAUAGAUUCGGAAAUGAUUUGUAAAUUAAUUAAGAAAUAAUAAACCGUGUAAAUAUCUGAU